AUGGUCAGUGCCUAUCAGUUCCUUUUGCAAAGCAAUCCAACUAUGUUAACUAGUAGCGAUAAAUUAAACGAUGAAAUAAAGGCUAGAUUUCCGUUUCUCUUUUCUAAUGACCUUGGCUGCUUUACGAAGACCCAAGCGACUCUGAGACUAAAAGGAGGAGCGCGACCCGUUUAUCGUAACGCUCGACCAGUUCCAUAUGCAGCAGCUCCCAUAGUUUCGGCAGAACUUGAACGUCUUCAACAUCUUGGAGUAAUGUCACCUAUUGAAUACUCACAGUCAGCGGCGCCAAUCGUAGUUACGCUUUUUGCAAAUGGCCAGAAAUUGAAUAUUUCAACUUCAAGUACUACUGUAGCUAAAACUAUUGAGUUCAUUGAGAAAGCUUUUGCGCAACACGGCCUUUGUGACACGAUUGUUAGUGAUAAAUCUCCGCAAUUCAUCUCGCAGGAAUUCAAAAAUUUUUGCGACUUCCAAGGAAUUAAUCACAUAUCUACAGCUCCAUACAGUCCACAAUCAAAUGGCCAAGCAGAUUGGUUCGUUGACCUACUCAAAUCAAGACUUAAAAAGGCAAAGGGAAGUAUCGACAGGAAGCUCAACGAAUUCCUCACUUGUUAUCGAUACACACCAUCCUACAAUCUCGGUAUGAAAUCACCAUCUGAGCUCCUAAAUGGCAGAAAAAUGAAAAUUCGUCUUGACUGCAUUAAACAGCAAAAACCGGAAGGCGAAUUAAAAAAACAAAGUAAUCAGCAAGAGACAAAAUUAAAGCAGUUCAGCAUUGGAGAUAACGUUUACUAUAAACUUCAUUCCAAUAAUAAUAAAUGGACUUGGAUACCUGCUGUAAUCAUAAAGAAACUUGGAGUAGUAAAUUAUGAAGUCAAAAUUGACCAGGAAAGUAAUGAGCGCGUUAUUAAAGCACAUGUAAACCAGCUGAAGUAUCGUUAUACAAAAAACGUACUAAAUGAACUGCUUAAAGUUCCAGAAUUCACGCAUACAGUUGAACCGUUCAUUGUUCCAAAUCGAACUUAUGUACCGGAAGAGAUCCUAUCCCCUGCUAUCGAGCAACAGACUAAUUCCAAUGAUGAUUUUAAUAGCAAUCAGGAAAUAUCGACUAUAACACGUUACAAAGAGUUAAGACGAUCUCAAAGGGCUACAAAGAGGCAUGCGCCACGUUGA
Molecule: messenger RNA, 1170 nt
Organism: Teleopsis dalmanni
Lineage: Eukaryota; Metazoa; Arthropoda; Insecta; Diptera; Diopsidae
Exons: 2
Coding region: 1-1170 (389 amino acids)
Biological process (GO): DNA integration
Molecular function (GO): nucleic acid binding
Source: RefSeq, a predicted model, not a curated record